CGACGACGAUGAGCACACGAAGUAUACUGGUGACCGGCGUGACGGGGUACAUGCGCCAAAUGAUGGUCUACUGCCUCGUCCGCGAGUCGCGCUGGUCGCCCGACGUGAUCAAGGCGGGCGGCGUGCCCAUCUUGGGCAGUCUGGAGGAGGCUGGGCCGUUGGCCAAGGUGAUCGUCGAGCGUAACAUCACGACGAUUGUCCACCUCGCGCGUGGCGAAUGGUCAGACCACCGUAUGCUCCUCUCUGCGCUUGCGCGCGUCGAAUCUGCGCAGGAAAAACAUUACAUCUGUCUCGGCCGUGGCGAGUCCUUUUCCAGCGCCACAGGCUGGCCCCACGCGUCGGUAUCGGACAACGACGACGUCGAGGCAUUGCAGCGCGACGCGACGCGCUGUCCGUCGCGCGACGUGGAGUUGAGCGUGCUCGAGACCGCUAGGGCGUGCGGCAUCGUGCCGCACGUCGUCGUGGCGCCGCUCGUCCACGGCCUGGGGCGCGGAUGCGGAAACCGUGCAUCAAACCAUGUCGGGCGCCUGGUCCAGGCCGCGCUCAAGAGCGGGGCGGCGAUGUAUGUGCUGCCGGGAGACGAGGGCUGGGCGACGGUCCAUGUCGACGUCCUCGCAGAGUACAUUCUUGCUGUUCUCACGAUGUCGACCUCUGCAUUGUACUCUUCUUCAUCUCGCUCCUCUGUACCGCGCUCGUCGACAUCUCCAGCGUCUCCAUCGCGCUCCCCCCCAUCGCGGUCUGCGCGGUUUGCACCAUACCCCUCCCCAUCCGCCUCAUCCACGCGCGCCAUCUCCCCGUCUUCGCCAUAUCCCACUCUAUCACACCUAGCCCCCUCCGUCUCUGGACCACAACGCACCUCUUCACCUCCCUCCUCCACCCCCCUCGCACCAUACCCAUCACCUCCCCUCACCGACACGGGCACCACCACCGGGGGGUACUACUUCGCGGCAACAUCCCACGUCACAUGGCACGACCUCGCCUCGGUCCUCGGCUCAUGCCUGCACGCCCGCGGCCUCGUGCCCAGCGCAGAUCCGACGCCCUUCCCAAGCAUAUCAGCUGCCGCCCGCGCCCUCUGUGUGCAGCGUGAAGCCGUCCUUCGCCAGUUCUCCGGCACCGUCUCGUUGUCGUCAAACCGUCUCAAGCUCGUUCGCCAAAACGAUAGCAGCACCAGCUCGCACUGGCAAAAGCUUGUUGCCCCCACUGAGACUCGAACUCAGGUCUAGGGAUUUCACGUCUAUUGACGCUCAUAACGAAUAUGAGACCCUCGCGUUAACCACCUGCGCCAUGGGGGCAUGGCCUUGAACGGCGACGAAAAUUGCACAUCCCGGUCGUUUUUGAGGGUUCAGGGAGCUCAACUCGCCCACGGUAGUCGACGUUCGACUUGCUGGCCCUUUCUUGGCCCUGAGCGAGCUGUUGCUCCCUCCGCGUCCCUCUGGACCGUCCUUAUCCCCUCCCGUAACUCUGUACUGCGUCUGUACUGCGUCCGAACGAUUCUCACGCGCGAUGACAAC
This is a messenger RNA of Vanrija pseudolonga, 1511 nucleotides long. RefSeq lists its product as uncharacterized. The transcript has 6 exons. The coding region runs from base 9 to 1223 and encodes 404 amino acids. Lineage: Eukaryota; Fungi; Basidiomycota; Tremellomycetes; Trichosporonales; Trichosporonaceae. The record is from RefSeq and is a predicted model, not a curated record.